GAUGGAGGAACUGCUCGGAAAACGUCGAGGCCGCGUGAACAAUCUCUCUCUCUCUCUCUCGUGUCGGUCGAUCGUCGUUGCUAUGAAUUUCAGUCACGUCCGGCCGAAGAUUGCGAUAAGGGCAGCCGAGUGUUUAUGAGUAGGCAGAUGCAGCGGAACCGACAGUCUCGUGCCAUCAGCAGUUGUCUUUCGACAUGAAGCUCCACGCGCUGCUCGUCUUGUGCUUCGCCACGGCUUCUGCGAAUAUCAGGCUGACCGAUCAACAGCUCAAGGAGUACGUGCAAGUGUGCCUAGCGAAGACGAGGCUCAGUCAAGGCUUCUACCAGAGCGGAGAUGAGGCUCAGAAGAUUCUAACGGAGGAGCAAAAGUCCUGCUUCCUGGCGUGCAUGUUCAAGAGGACUGGAAUCAUAGAUCACGAUGGAAGCGUCAACUUGAAACUGGGCGACGAAGAGCUACCCAGAACACCCGCGAUCGAAGCGUGCAUAACGACAGCUAAGGAAGACAUCUGCAAGCUGGCGAUAUGCCUGCACAAAACGGGCAAGUUCAGUAUUACUAGCGUAGCUGACAGCCCGCGGUACCCUCGCUAUCACUAAUUUUGUGCGAAUGUGACAUAUAGUAUAUAGGGUACGAUUAUUAAAUUAUUAAAAAAAAAAACGUUGAACUGUCGUGGGUGCAGACGUGUAAUUUUGUAAAUAAACAUUUUCUACUAAAAUCGAAA
Molecule: messenger RNA, 718 nt
Organism: Nasonia vitripennis (jewel wasp)
Lineage: Eukaryota; Metazoa; Arthropoda; Insecta; Hymenoptera; Pteromalidae
Exons: 5
Coding region: 195-593 (132 amino acids)
Molecular function (GO): odorant binding
Source: RefSeq, a predicted model, not a curated record